Molecule: messenger RNA, 1119 nt
Organism: Penicillium soppii
Lineage: Eukaryota; Fungi; Ascomycota; Eurotiomycetes; Eurotiales; Aspergillaceae
Exons: 3
Coding region: 1-1119 (372 amino acids)
Biological process (GO): GDP-mannose biosynthetic process; carbohydrate metabolic process
Cellular component (GO): cytosol
Molecular function (GO): mannose-6-phosphate isomerase activity; zinc ion binding
Source: RefSeq, a predicted model, not a curated record
AUGCCUCACGCAGGAAAGCUAGAUGCCUCAGAAACAUACUCUGAAAUGUGGAUGGGUACAUAUCCUUCUGUGCCAUCUCGAAUUCAUUCUACUGGGAAGCUCCUCUCUGAGCACCUCAAGGAUAAUCCCGAUCUUGUUGGAACUUCAGUUCGCGAUAGAUACGGGCCCGACAUCCCUUUUCUUCCAAAGGUGCUCUCUUUUGCUAAGGCGCUUCCGCUUCAAAUACAUCCCGACAAAAGCCUCGCCGAGCGCUUGCAUGCAAAAGAUCCUGAAAAAUUCGGGGAUGCCAAUCAUAAGCCCGAGAUUGCCAUCGCUCUGUCACGGUUUGAACUUUUCGUUGGGUUCAAACCCCUAAACGAAAUUGCGGAGCUCAUGCGAUUGAAGCCAUUGGAGCACAUCGUGCCAGCGCACAAGGAUUUUAAUGAUGGAACUUUACGACAACUAUGCGAAACCUUGCUAACCUUGCCCCCUGACACCGUGUCGGAGACUCUCACAAAUUUACAAGAUACUCCUUUGUCUGAAUUCGGAGACAGUGAGAAUGUUCCGUCGCUCCUCGAUCGACUCAGCAAGCAAUAUUCAAAAUUCGACAACGGCAACUUGGUCGCCGCUCUUCUGAUGAACUACAUGGUUCUGGAGCCUGGAGAAGCUGUCUGUGUUCCAGCCGACGGCAUCCAUGCGUGGUUUUCGGGCGACAUUAUUGAGUGCAUGGCACGCUCUGACAACGUCCUGAACACGGGCUUCUGCCCUCGCGUCGACCGUGAUGAUGUCCAGUUGUUUGCACAGGCUCUUACAUUCAAACCACAUGGUCCAAAAGAGUCUCUCCUGCAACGGAAAAAGACCUCUAUUGGGCUGAAAGGAAGAACCGAGGAAUAUGCCCCUCCGUUUAGCGAGUUCAAUGUGCUGGGUGUGACUUUGUCUCCAACGGAAACUGAGAAACACCGGGUACUUGGAAGUCCCAGUAUCUUAGUCGUGACUGAAGGUUCUGGAAAGAUGAAUGUGGGCGAUGGAACAGUCCAUGAUAUUGGGGAGGGAAGUGUUUAUUUUGCCGCAAAGGACGCUGAGUUGGAAUUUUCAACGAAGACGGGGUUGACAUUGUAUCGAGCGUAUGCCACGUUCUGA